GUUCAAAUGUACCCACUCGAAAAAGAAUAAGAAGAAGAAUACAAUCAUUUUAUCUGACAGCUGACACUCUGACAGCGUGACAGCGACAGCACUCAUCAAUUCUUUCUGUUUUUGACUUUCUGGCCAAAAUGGGUCGACGACCAGCGAGAUGCUAUCGCUACUGCAAAAACAAGCCCUACCCAAAAUCUCGUUUCUGUAGAGGAGUACCAGAUGCUAAAAUUCGCAUCUUCGAUUUGGGUAAAAAGAGGGCUGCUGUGGAAGAUUUUCCUCUGUGCGUUCAUUUAGUCUCUGACGAAUAUGAACAACUCAGCUCUGAAGCAUUAGAAGCUGGACGUAUUUGUUGCAACAAAUAUUUGGUGAAGAACUGUGGUAAAGAUCAGUUCCAUAUUCGCAUGAGGCUUCAUCCAUUCCAUGUUAUCAGGAUCAACAAGAUGUUGUCAUGUGCUGGAGCUGAUAGGCUCCAGACAGGGAUGAGAGGUGCUUUUGGUAAACCCCAAGGCACAGUAGCUAGAGUGCGCAUUGGACAGCCCAUCAUGAGUGUGAGAUCUACUGACCGUUUCAAGGCACAAGUCAUUGAGGCUCUGCGUCGUGCCAAGUUCAAGUUCCCUGGCCGUCAAAAGAUCUAUGUCUCAAAGAAAUGGGGAUUCACCAAGUAUGAACGUGACCUUUAUGAAACUUUGAAGAAUGAUGGACGUUUAGCAUAUGAUGGCUGCAAUGUUCAGUAUAGGCCAGAGCAUGGACCCCUGAAUGCUUGGAAGAAAGUACAGGAUGAGAUUCAUUCUUGAAUUGUAAAUUUUUUUUCUGAAUAAAUUUAUUUAAUGAGUAUGUUGG
Messenger RNA from Phaedon cochleariae (mustard beetle), 831 nucleotides. Lineage: Eukaryota; Metazoa; Arthropoda; Insecta; Coleoptera; Chrysomelidae. The record is from the annotation of a GenBank genome assembly.